AUGACUGCUAUUGCGGUGCUGUCACAAAAUGAGCGUACGCUUCGCUAUAUUAUUGAUUUACCUAUUUCAUCUAAGGAAUACAAUGUGUGGAAGCCCAUGUUUAAAUUAUUUGCAUCGAUAAGAGAAGAAGAUAGUAGUGCUGCCGGUCGUAUGAUUGAAUUAUUAACUCGUCCCCAAUCGGAUCACAUUCAUGUAAGUUCAUAUUGGUUGCCGAUGCUGGACAAUGGUCUAUUACCAACAUUAGUACAAAUAUUUGAUUUAUCAAGAAAUGACGAUGCACUUGAAAGUGCAUUUCUUAUAUUAUUAAAUCUUUUCAAUGCAUUACCAGAUAGAAAAAGUGAAUUAGACAAAAUGAAAAAUUCGUUUAGUGCAAUAUUAAAACAUACGCGGUCAACUAAUAAUCAAAUUUUGACAUUAUUAGGUCGAACUGUAUCAAGUUUGAGUACGGAAAAAUUAUUAGUUGAUUCUAUGGUUGAUCAAGGUCUUGUUGAAUCAUUAGUAACGCUCCUUGAUAAACAACAUUCACCGCAAAUUAUUUAUCCAUUUUUCGAUUGUUUAGCCAAUGUUGUAGCAAAAUCAUUUGAAUAUCAGCAUAAAUUUGUCUUUUUAAAAGAUUUUCUUCUAUUAAUUGUACGUAGUUAUUUGCAAGAAUUCGAUCUAAAUUUAUCACUGUCAGUCAUACGUUUUAUUCGCCAAUUAGUUAGAAACAAUCCCGUCCUACAAGAUAUUCUUGCGCAUUAUGGUGCAUGCGAACAUUUGCUUGGCGCAUUAUCGGCAUCAUCAAAAGAAUUACAACAAGUAUCUAUUGAAGCAAUACAAGCAUUGAGCGAUAAAAAUCAACUCGUUCAACAAAUACUAUUACGUGAACAUGCUCUUGAACAACUAUUAACUUUAUUAGAAAAAACAAACAUGUCAACGUUGCAAAUUGCUAUUGUAUGCACACUAUGGACAUUAUGCGAAAAUAAUUCAAUACAAAAACGUGAUGUAGCAACAAGAAUUGGUGUGAGAAAAUUAAUUAGUUUUUAUACGAUUAAAUCAGAUGAACAUCUAUUAGUUGUAACCGAUGCAUUGAAUGAAUUAGCUAAAUCUGCAGCAAGUGUCAACAUGAAUAUUCCAGAAGAAAUCAAUCAAUCACAAGGAAUUCCAUAUCUUAUUCGUCUUCUUAAAUCCGAUAAUGAACUGCUUGUUUUAAGUGUUUUAAAAAGUUUACAAUUAAUAACAUGUGCGCCCGGUUUUACUUCGAACCGAAAAAAUCAAGAAAUUAUUGUUAAAAACGAUGGCGUUAAAUUACUUGUGGCUUUAAUGAUGCAUGCGAAACGCGAAGCUGUUCAAGUUGAAUCAGCUCAAGCUUUAGCUUGUAUUGCAUUAGGUGAGCAGUUGCUUAAAUAUAUUCUAUACAAAGUUGUUAUUUUAUUAGGCAACAAUCAAUGUUCAGUCUUAAUUGAAAGUACAUUGGAUUUUUCUUACGGACAUCUAGUUGAUCUCAUGCAUUCACGUGAUAUCAAUGUUCAAAUAAAAGCGUCAAAUGCUUUAGCAACAUUUAUCUAUAAUAAUUCUCGUGUACAAUUAUCUCUCUCGAAUCAAUAUCAAUUUUCAUUUCGUUAUUUUGAAAAAUUUCUUCAAAGUCACAAUGAUUCUGUGAGAUCUACAGCUGCAUUUCAAGUUGUCGCUUUUUCUGGUCUAAUUACUGAACAAAAACAAUCAGUUAAUACAGCUAUUGGAUGUGGAAUUCUUAUGGAUAUACUUCGAGCUUCACCAGUAGAUGAUGCUCAAUCGGCAGCUGCAGAAUGUUUAGCUAGACUUGCACACAUGAAAUCAGUUUCAGACGAACAUAAGCACACAGGUAUACCACAAGCUGUAGUUGCUGUCAAUGCCAUAGAUCAUUUAUGUCAUUUAUUUUCAUCGUCAAAUGAUAUAACUAUUGGUAAUGCCGCUGUUGCACUUGGAUUUCUAUCUUAUGUACCCGAAGGCCGACGGAAAUUAUUGUAUAGGUGCCGCAAUGAACCAGAUAUCAUGGCAUUUUUGAAAGUAUACAAUUGUUUGCCUGGUGCAAUUCCACGUCUGUCAAUACACUUACUUGAAGAUUGGGAUCGAUAUGAUACAUUGAAAUUACCUAAAUUAAGGUCGCAAGAAGCCAAUAUACGAUAUUUCAAAGUUCUUUCGAAUAAUAUCGAACGAUCACGAGCAGCACCACAAUCAGAUUAUGAAAACGAACAAGCACCAUCGAACAAAAGUGACUUCUAUUUACCACCGCUACGUCAGAAAGUUUAA
Rotaria socialis is the source of this 2271-nucleotide messenger RNA. The record is from the annotation of a GenBank genome assembly. NCBI's taxonomy places the organism in Eukaryota, Metazoa, Rotifera, Eurotatoria, Philodinida, Philodinidae.